Psammomys obesus (fat sand rat) is the source of this 3168-nucleotide messenger RNA. It is a transcript of the gene Ntm, whose product is annotated as neurotrimin. Gene Ontology annotation, cellular component: neuron projection. Lineage: Eukaryota; Metazoa; Chordata; Mammalia; Rodentia; Muridae. The record is from RefSeq and is a predicted model, not a curated record. Bases 310 to 1413 code for a protein of 367 amino acids. The transcript has 10 exons.
UGUGCUUGCGCGCGCGUGUUGUAGCUCUGUCAAUCCUUGGAUUAGAACCAAUGAUUGCAGCUUGUAGGAGGGCUGUCCAGAGCCAGAUUGUACAAUGUGCCUCAGUGCCAGAGUAUGAGUGGAGAUAAUUACGGAGAAGUCAGACUCUCUCACGCCCUCAGCUUCCUUGUUGUGUCCUUCAGCAAAACAGUGGAUUUAAAUCUCCUCUGACGAGCUUGAGAGCAGCACAAUUUAUCAGGAGGGGGGAAAAAAAAGGAAAGAGAGAGAAAGAACCGAUCCUGACAAAAAAGAAGAAAAAGAAGAAAAAAUAUGAAAACCAUCCAGGCAAAAAUGCACAAUUCUAUUUCGUGGGCAAUCUUCACGGGGCUGGCGGCUCUGUGCCUCUUUCAAGGAGUGCCGGUGCGCAGCGGAGAUGCCACCUUUCCCAAAGCUAUGGACAACGUGACGGUCAGGCAGGGGGAGAGCGCCACCCUCAGGUGCACAAUUGACAACCGAGUCACCAGGGUGGCCUGGCUAAACCGCAGUACCAUCCUUUAUGCUGGAAAUGACAAGUGGUGCCUAGAUCCACGAGUGGUCCUCCUGAGCAACACCCAGACCCAGUACAGCAUUGAGAUCCAGAAUGUGGAUGUGUAUGACGAGGGUCCUUAUACCUGCUCGGUGCAGACAGACAACCACCCUAAGACCUCCAGAGUCCACCUCAUUGUACAAGUAUCUCCCAAAAUUGUAGAGAUUUCUUCAGACAUCUCCAUUAACGAAGGGAACAAUAUCAGCCUCACGUGCAUAGCCACAGGUAGACCGGAGCCUACAGUAACCUGGAGACAUAUUUCCCCCAAAGCUGUGGGCUUCGUGAGUGAAGAUGAGUAUCUGGAAAUUCAAGGCAUCACUCGGGAGCAGUCAGGGGACUACGAGUGCAGCGCCUCCAACGAUGUGGCUGCUCCAGUGGUACGAAGAGUGAAGGUCACCGUGAACUAUCCCCCGUACAUCUCAGAAGCAAAGGGCACAGGUGUCCCAGUGGGGCAGAAGGGGACUCUGCAGUGUGAAGCCUCGGCGGUCCCUUCAGCGGAAUUCCAGUGGUUCAAGGAUGACAAAAGACUGGUUGAAGGAAAGAAGGGAGUCAAAGUGGAAAACAGACCUUUCCUCUCAAAACUCAUCUUUUUCAACGUCUCUGAACAUGACUACGGGAACUACACGUGUGUAGCCUCUAACAAGUUGGGCCACACCAAUGCCAGCAUCAUGCUAUUUGAACUAAAUGAGCCUACAAGCUCAACUUUGUUGCAAGAAGUGAAAACUACAGCCCUGACCCCUUGGAAAGGCCCGGGUGCUGUCAGUGAGGUGAGCAAUGGGACAUCAAGGAGGGCAGGCUGCAUUUGGCUCCUCCCCCUUCUGGUCUUACACCUGCUCCUCAAAUUUUGAUGUGAGUGCCCCUUCCCUGCUGGGGAGAGCUGCCGCCACUGCAUCUCAAUACAGCACUACAACACGACAGAAGUCAGAAUCAAAAGAAAUUCAGAGAAUCACAGCCAAUGGGACAGAAAUUCGAGGGAGGGGAACAAAGAAUACUGUGGGAAAGGAAAAACAAAGUUUAAAAAAAAAAAAAGGAAAUUUGAAACUCGCCUUGCAGAUAUUUAGGUACCACUGAGUUUUCUUUCUUUUCCCGGAUGGGAAGAAGGCACACCUGGCUUGGACCCACCCACAGGCUGCACUGUGUGAUCUCUCUGUUGCCAGGGUGGGCAAGGGCUCAGCCAUUCUGCCCACUAAGGUGCCCCACCGUGGAACAUUCUGGAGUUGGCCAUCUCAAACUUCACCAGUCCGUAGGGACAAGCACAGAAUGAGAAGCAGGGGCCCAGAUGUGCCACAGAGGGCCCUUUUGGUGGGCUGCGUCAUGGUGGCGUGUGUCAUGAACUGUGAAAUCAGAAGAAAAAAAAACGAAUGAAAGAAAGAAAGAAAGAAAGAAAGAAAGAAAGAAAGAAAGAAAGAAAGAAAGAAAGAAAGAAAGAAAGAAAAGAGAGAAAGAAAACAAGACAGCCUGACAGCAACAUAAUCCCACAAGCGACAGUCACAAAAGAUACCGUUAAAAUUUUGUUUUUCCAUUUUAUCACAUGGACAUCAUGGAUUAAUAAGGGAUUCUGAUUCAUUAUUGAUUUUGUUAAUUAUAUUUUCGGAUAUGAGUCUAGAACCUAGGGCAAAAAUAAGAGACAAAACUAGAAACACACAGGAGAGGGUGGAAAGGGAGCGCACCUAUUAAGCGUUCAAAGGGAAUAGCGUACUCCCUACCUAAGUUUACAACUGCUGGACCACACACUGGGCGCUAACCACCUGGUAAGGAUUUGGCAAAUCCACCAGAAACACAUGUGAUUAAAAUAAAACACCUCCACCAGCGUUACAGAUUCCUCCUCAUUCUGGCAUUUCAUGCAGACAGUGCUAUGCUAUCUCCACACUGCUUAAACAUGGAAGGUUGAUCCACACUCUCUCUUGGUUUGUUGGCCAUGCUUCUUUUGAUGACAUAUAUUAUACAGUAUAUAUAUAUACAUAUAUUUUUUUUGUUAGAGUUCUAGCCAUUUUGUUUCUCAGCAGGGUCCUUUCUCAGACAUUACUGCAUGCUGUAUAUGGCGUUAGCUGUGUGUUGACCUUCUAAAAGAUGAUAGAGUUUACUGGUAAUUGUGUAAUCAGCUCCUUCCUUUUUUUUUUUUUCCUUGGGUUAUUUACACGUCAGAGACAUUUCUAAAAAGAGCGGAAAGGACAGCAGAAACAAUAACUAAUACCAGGCGCAGCAUCUUUCCAGGUGUGGCUCUCUGAGGCGGAGGCCGCCAGCUUGGCUUCUCCAUCACACCUUGGGGCAUUAACGGACAGCAAGCAACUGAAACAACUAAACCAACAGUCAGUAAUCACUUGCUUUAGCCCAUUGUGGGAAUCCCUGAUGCCUUUGUGACUACUGGAGAACUUAAUCCUCUUGGUUUAUUUUAUUUAAUUUUCCACCUUUGUGUGAGUGUGUAUGAAAGAGAAGAAAAAUGCAGUUUUUAGGUAACCAUUUUUUUCCUUCCCUGAAGUCUGGGGACCAGAGAGGCCUCGGGGAGGGGUCCUGGAUGUGAUGAGGGAAAGUGGGAUUGGGGGAUAGGGGAGGGAUGGGUUGUCUCUGACUUGACAUUAAAAAGUGUUCCAUGUCCCUCUUCA